GCAUUCCGGGAAUUGUAGUCUCUGGGUGCUCCCGGCUGAACACCGCCCUGCGGUCUCUGCGAGAAAGAGCCAGAAGCCGCCAGGGGAGGGGGAAGAGGAGGGCGGCGGGGGACGCCUUGCGCGCGGUGCGCCAUGGGACGGGUAGUUCACGGCGCGCGCCCCGUCGCGCCCCCAGCUGGGUAACGGGACUGCCCUACCCGAGAGGCCGCGCGUGCGGGGCGAGGGCAAGCCGGCCUGGGCCUCGAACAAAUCAAAUCGAAGCAAAGAAACUGCCGGCUUUCAAAAUCCUCCUCCUCCGCCAUCAUCCGCCGCGGUGCGGAGAGCAGGUGGUGCUGGAAGCGCGUGAGGCCGGGAGCGCGAGAGAGCUGACAGACGAGCCAGCUGGACAUCUGGACCGCUGGACCCGGAGGUGGCGACCCCGGCCUGACCCGGACCCUAAAUCCGUCCCCGCCCCACCGGGCGGAGGCGCGUGCUCGGUUACCCCCACGCGGCGGCGCCGCCUGUUUACGGUAGAGUCAGGGUCCCUUUCCUUUCACAGUCACCUGCCUGGAAGAGGGGUGCGGGGCGAGGAGGGCGUGGCGCCCCUGUGCGCCUUCUGCCUGCUCCCUCGGCCUUCUUCACUAAGUCUUCGAUGGCCUAGCGCCCCGCGGUGGCGGUGGGAGUGGGGUUGUUGGGCGGCGCUGGCUCCUUUCACAAAUGGGGAAACCGAGGCUUAAAGGGCGUCUGACUCGCCGGAGCAGCUCAGCCUGCAGCUGCUAGCAGUGGCGUCUCAUAUUAGCAUCGUUGUCAACCGGAGGCGGUGCGAGUCCGCCGGGGAUUCCAGAUGGGUCUCCCGCGCCGCCCGCCUGUCAUUUGCGGCCUGUAUUCGCGAGUCGCUCCCGCUGCGCCGCCUCCCAACAGGCCCACGCCAACGGGGGGCCCGGGCUGGCGCCGCUGUCCCUGGAAUCGAUUCUGCAGAUCUCCAGGGGAGCCCACCAGCGUAGUCAGCAUGGCCUCGGAAGACAUUGCCAAGUUGGCAGAGACACUGGCCAAGACUCAGGUGGCCGGGGGACAGCUGAGUUUCAAGGGCAAGAGCCUCAAACUCAACACUGCAGAAGAUGCUAAAGAUGUGAUUAAAGAGAUUGAAGACUUUGACAGCUUGGAGGCUCUGCGUCUGGAAGGCAACACAGUGGGCGUGGAAGCAGCCAGGGUCAUCGCCAAGGCCUUAGAGAAGAAGUCGGAGUUGAAGCGCUGCCACUGGAGUGACAUGUUCACGGGGAGGCUGCGGACUGAGAUCCCACCCGCCCUGAUCUCACUAGGGGAAGGACUCAUCACAGCUGGGGCCCAGCUGGUGGAGCUGGACUUAAGUGACAAUGCGUUUGGGCCCGACGGUGUGCAAGGCUUCGAGGCCCUGCUCAAGAGCUCAGCCUGCUUCACCCUGCAUGAACUCAAGCUCAACAACUGUGGUAUGGGCAUCGGUGGCGGCAAGAUCCUGGCUGCAGCUCUGACUGAGUGUCACCGGAAAUCCAGUGCCCAAGGCAAGCCUCUGGCCCUGAAGGUCUUCGUGGCUGGCAGAAACCGUCUGGAGAACGAUGGCGCCACUGCCUUGGCAGAAGCUUUUAGGGUCAUCGGGACCCUGGAGGGUCACAUGCCACAGAAUGGGAUCAACCACCCAGGUGUCACUGCCCUGGCCCAGGCUUUCGCUGUCAACCCCCUGCUGCGGGUCAUCAACCUGAACGACAACACCUUCACCGAGAAGGGCGCCGUGGCCAUGGCCGAGACCUUGAAGACCUUGCGGCAGGUGGAGGUGAUCAAUUUUGGGGACUGCCUGGUGCGCUCCAAGGGUGCCGUUGCCAUUGCAGAUGCCAUCCGUGGCGGCCUGCCCAAGCUAAAGGAGCUGAACUUGUCAUUCUGUGAAAUCAAGAGGGACGCUGCCCUGGCUGUUGCCGAGGCCAUGGCAGACAAAACUGAGCUGGAGAAGCUGGACCUGAACGGCAACACCCUGGGAGAAGAAGGCUGUGAACAGCUUCAGGAGGUGCUGGAGGGCUUCAACAUGGCCAAGGUGCUGGCGUCCCUCAGGUAGGCGGCCCCAGAGGUCGGGGUCAGG
Molecule: messenger RNA, 2086 nt
Organism: Rhinopithecus roxellana (golden snub-nosed monkey)
Lineage: Eukaryota; Metazoa; Chordata; Mammalia; Primates; Cercopithecidae
Product: ran GTPase-activating protein 1-like
Biological process (GO): nucleocytoplasmic transport; activation of GTPase activity
Cellular component (GO): perinuclear region of cytoplasm; nucleus; cytosol
Molecular function (GO): GTPase activator activity; small GTPase binding
Source: RefSeq, a predicted model, not a curated record